Messenger RNA from Tarenaya hassleriana, 1631 nucleotides. RefSeq lists its product as uncharacterized. The transcript is spliced from 2 exons. Bases 182 to 1390 code for a protein of 402 amino acids. The record is from RefSeq and is a predicted model, not a curated record. Gene Ontology annotation, molecular function: nucleic acid binding; zinc ion binding. Lineage: Eukaryota; Viridiplantae; Streptophyta; Magnoliopsida; Brassicales; Cleomaceae.
UUCUUGUUUGGGUCUUUGUGUAUCUCUUGAAGAUACGUUCCUGAUUUUACUAGGUUUUGUUGAUUUCUCAAUUGUAUAUGUACACACUCUAACGUUUGUGAAUGGCAAGACCUUUUUCCCGAGAUCGCAACCUGUCAUGGUAUCAGAACCUGACAUUUUUUAAUCUUGUUUUCUUUCGUUCAUGAACACCGAACCCGAAACCGACGGCGUCUCCGCCACGACCCCCACCAACACGAACAUUCCGACGAUGUCUUCUGUCCCGACGACCGCGUUUUCUGGUGUUGCUAGACGCACGAUAUCACCGUUCGAUUUGAGUCCUAGCGAUAACCCUGGUCUUGUUCUCUCGCAACCUUUGUUACGAGGACAUAACUACGACGAGUGGGCUAUUAACAUCCGACAUGCCUUGAAAUCUCGAAAGAAGUUCGGAUUUGUCGAUGGUAAUAUUCCACAACCUGAUCCAGAUUCUCCAGACUAUGACGAUUGGGAAACGAACAAUUCUCUUAUCGUCUCGUGGCUCAAAAACACGCUCGAACCAAAUCUGCGUUCGGACGUUGUUCACCGCGAGUUUGCAAAAGAUCUAUGGGAUUAUCUCAAACGUCGUUUUGGCGUGACGAGUGCUCCUCGCCUCUUGCGUCUUCGAAGUGACCUUGCCAAUUGUCGGCAGCAUGGAAUGUCCGUGGAGUCAUACUUUGGAAAGCUUUCAAAGUUAUGGGAUGAUUUGGCCACUUUGCGUACUUUGAAGGUGUGCAAAUGUGGUCAUUGCUCCUGUAACCUUGCGGCAGAACUGGAAACCCAGCGACAAGAAGACCGGUUGUACGAAUUUCUUCUUGGUCUCGACGAUGCAAAGUUCGGCAUUGUGCGAUCGAAUCUGCUAUCUCGUCUUCCACUUCCGACUGUUGAAGAAGCCUAUCUUGUUGUUGUUCAGGAUGAGGCCGCACGAGAUCCGGUGAUUCGAUCUGUUGAAGCUGCAGACAUCUCGGCGUUUUCAGCUCAGGGCUCCUCGAGAUCUCGUUCCUCUCCACCGGUGAAAGAUAAGUCUGUGAUAUGCUCCAACUGUGGGAGAACGGGUCACGUUGCGGAAGCAUGUUUUCAACUGUUGGGUUACCCUGAAUGGUGGGGAGACCGUCCUCGGAGUCGCUCCGGCCGUGGUCGAGGUCAGUCCUCUGCUGUUCGUGGGCGUGGAACAUGUCGCGUUAAUGUGGCUCAGUCUGUUUCCCCGUCUUCUCUGUCGGCUUCCUCCCCUGCCAUGGUUGAUUCCGACAAACCUUCGAUUAGUGGUCUUAGUAACGAUCAAUGGAAGACUUUGAUUACUCUGCUCAAUGCCGGCAAGAUCGGAGCCAACGAAACAUCUUCUGGACCGACUUACGAAGAUGCUGAUUGGAGCGGGUGAGUUACGGGACGGGCUCUACUAUUUUCGAGGUGUUGAGGUCGUUGCGGCUAUUCGUUCAAAUACCAAGUGUUCUUUUGACGUGUGGCAUCGAAGAUUGGGACAUCCUUCGUCUAAAGUGUUAGAGCAGAUUUCGUGUGUUGAUUUUGAGCAUUCGGAUGAUUCUCCGAUAGUUUGCGAUAUUUGUUUACGGGCCAAACAAACUCGUGCUUCUUUUCCCUUGAGUUCUAAUAAAACGAGCGAU